AUGCCCCAGCGCCCACCACACCCAAACCAGCGCCCACCACACCCAAACCAGCGCCCACCACACCCAAACCAGCGCCCACCACAGAUGCCCCAGCGCCCACCACACCCAAACCAGCGCCCACCACACCCAAACCAGCGCCCACCACAGAUGCCCCAGCGCCCACCACACCCAAACCAGCGCCCACCACAGCCAGCACCCACCACGCCCAAACCAGCGCCCACCACACCCAAACCAGCACCCACCACGCCCAAACCAGCGCCUACUACAGCCACUCCGGGGCCCACUACAACCACCCCUAAGCCCACUACAACCACCCCUAAGCCCACUACUACCACUACCACCCCAGCUCCCACCACCACCACCCCCCUGAAGUGCCCUGAUCUGCCUCCCUCGCUGUCACUUACCAUUGAGGCAGACGUCAACGGGAAUGCUGAACUUAUCUGUGCCAUGCCUUCUGCGCCUGUGAAUAACAUCCAGGUGGAGUUUACGUGGCAGAUUGAGGGUGUCAGUGAAAAGUGGACCCGUGUUAUUGAAGCCCCGGACGUACAAGCCAGGCUUCCCGUCUCUGAACUUGACAUCAACUUGUUCAACAAGAGGAUCGUUUGCAAGGCUCAACUAAGCUGGAUGGUGCCUGGAGCUCCAGACUGUCCUCACUACAAAAUCAGCCAAGUGUUGAUCCCAACCCUGACGGUAACGACGACGUCCCAACUGGUGGUCAUUGAGGGCCGGGAGCCCGAGGUGGUCCAGGUCCGGCCUACGUGUCCGCCGUCCGCUCUGUGCAAGCCCGAGGACAACGGCCGGUGUACUGUACAGAUCACCACGGUCAUCACCACGCAGAGAAGGGAGAUCAGGUGCUCGAGAAGGGAAAUCAAACCCCAGGCUGUCCUGGGGGUGACCGACAUCAAGACAGGAAGCAGCAGCAGUGUAUGUGGCGUAGAAGUGACCAAAGACAACUGGCAGAAACCGGUUACCAUCCCUGUCAAGGCCACUAUAGAUAAGGUCAUCGACAGGGACCAGACCAGAGUUAUUCAAGUUUCCAUUAGAGUGACUGGCAAGAUCACCGGCACCACAGAAACUCACGAGAUAGGUAAAGUUCCUGUCAAGGCCAUUGACAGAGACCGACGUGCUCAAUGCUCAUCUGUCAACGACCCUCACAUGAAGACCUUCGACGGAGUUCGAUACAACAACUUUGUCCCCGGGGAGUUCGUUCUGUUCAAACACAAGACUUUACCGUAUGAGGUUCGCAGCAGGUAUCAACUUUGCAGUAGUAGAAGACCUACGGGUGCGACGUGCAACUGUGGCGCUGCUGUCAGAUCUGGUGAUGACGUCAUCGUGUUCGAGUCUUUUUGCCCACAGGCAUGAAAGUAACGAUAUCUCGAAGCAGACAACCUUUUAUCAAUAUUUACGUCACUCCUUCGUCCCCUGAUUUCGAACGCUCCGAAGGCUUGUGCGGUAACUACAACGGCAACGCCAGAGAUGACUUGGAAGGAGAAAGAAGUCGAGCACCGACAAAGUGGAACAUGAAGUGGAAGCGCAGCGAUACUUAUUUCCGGGGAGUGGCCGCCUACCCCUACCCGUCCCCUCCAGUCUACUGCAGCUGUCAGAGUAAUCAGAGCCCAGUUUGCAAAGCUGGCCUGGAUGUUUACAUGUGCACCACCCGGCGAAUUUCAGGCCUAGAUAUCACAUCCAUUUUGAUAAGAGGGGCAAGACGACCGAGUCUUUCAAACGGCCGAAACACUCAACGAAGGCACAAGAGAGCUGUAGAGGAUGACCCUGCUGACGUGGAAGAAGAAGAAGACAUGCCGACUAUGACUCCUGAAGAAGCAGUGCAGAACUGCUCUGACUACCUGAAUGCUUCUCCUCUGCUAGGAAAGUGUAGCUCCUAUAUCGAUAGCAACGCCACGGCGGAAAGUAUUCGAGAAUGUGCAGAAGAUCUGGAGGCCCUCGGAGACCCCACCUGGGCCCGCUCCCACCUGGACCACAUGCUGGAGGAGUGUAUGGAGAAUGUCCAGCUAGAGCAGGAGGAGGAAGAAGAAGAGAACAACUCCACAACAACAACUCCCAGCCCAGCCCAAAGCCUUAUACAAAAUCUCUGUGUUGAUGACUGUGGAGACCACGGGGACUGUGUUGCGGACUCCAGAGAAGAAGCGUGGAGAAGCUGACCUUGUCAGCAUGUAUCAAGUUAUCUGCCGAGAACCGGAGAGUGAGCUAAAGGGACGUAAGGCAAGAAUCACCAUCAGUAACGACGGGGAGGAGGAGAGCGAGGAGAGUUAUCUGCGCGUGGUUUACAAAUCAUCGUGUGAGUCAUGUCAGCUGGAUUCAGACGGAUCGAAGAAGUGCACUCCCAAGACCGACAUCUGUAUCAUUGGCGGCGAAUGCUAUGCCAGGAACCAAGUUAGUGAGAAAGACGGUUGCUACUUCUGCAACCCUGACGUCAGUACCAGUCAGUGGGACAGAUCCAGUGACCCUGGCUGUGGGCCAACUGUGUGCCCACCCCCGGAAGCGACGGCGCAGCCUGUCCAGGCCGGCAACUCCGACAGUGACACGGACACCGUCAUCAUCGUUCUUGGUGUACUUUGUGGAGUGAUGUCCCUUGUUGCUAUGGCAGCUACCUACACAGCCUGCAAAGGAAGGAGAAAGCCGCAACAAAAGCAUGUCCAGUUAGAGGAACAGUCACCCAAGUUCGACAUUCACAGACGCAAUGUUACCGACCCGACCAGACACACCUACGGCAACAAUGCUUACGACAAUGAUGAUAAUGUUGAAAAAUGAGCACUAAUUGAUUGCCCAUCCCUUGUUUUAUAUUUCCCUGUCUUUCUCUUCUUUCAAAAACGUUACCGUCGUCAACAUGAAGCACGUUGCAGCACCCGAUGACGGGCCGCCAUUUUCCACAGUUUGUUUAAUUGUUAUGGAACGACUUAUAUCAGUGUAAUUUACCUUCUUCUUUUCUUUUUGGCGAGAAGAUUAAAAUGUGCAUAGAAUGCGUGCCUUGAAUAGGACGUUUUUGCAGAAUUAAUACAAUAUUACUACGGUGUUAUUUUAAUCCAUGCCAUUGUUUUUAACCUGUAAUCUGGGGAAUAGAGAAGAUGUAGACCUUUUUUUAACAUUUCAGAUUCAAUCUUGGACUGGUUGGAAGUCAAUGUGAGAUUCUUGCAAAUGGCACUGAUUUAAAAGACGCCAUUAUUUUUCCGACAGCCUUGACCUUUAAUGUUGAUUUCACCCAGUACUUGGGCAAGGGCAAAACAGUCAAAUACGGCUCUGGCCCUUUUUUAAGAGACUCAAAGGGUCAAAGGGUACUUUUAAUGCACUUUCAAUAGUCAAAAAAAUUCUGGCGGCGUCAUUAUUUCGCAGAUAAGGUGUUUUAACACUUUAGGGUGUAGAAAGUUCCGUUACUUCGUUGACUCAUGUCUAUAAUUACAAGCAGCUAACACUGAGAACUCUCUUGCCACAUAAAAUAUUGAUUCAUAAAAAAUUAGAUUCAGACCAAUCAAAAACACAGGAAAAUAAACUAGUAGUCUCCUUCAGUAAACCACAUGCGUCUAGUGCUGGCAAUGCCAUUGAUCUUUUUUUUUAAAAUGAUAUAUCUGUUUAUUACUCACAGACUCCUUCUAACCUGAGCUAUACGAUUGCCUUAGAAGCUAUGCAGUAAGGGAUUGUUUGUUUUUGGGGAGGGAGGGGUUGCUUUAAAAUAAAAUCUGAUUUGUAGAAACAGUGAUAAAAUUUGAUUUAUCAUUUAUGUAUUUUUACUUGCCUUAAAUUAUUCAGCUUUUUUUGUACUUCGUAGCGGAAAACUUGCGGACGGGAGUCAUGGAUUUACAGUUUUUUCGAACAUUGUUUGUUCGUUUUGUUUCAUUUUGUUUGUUUAUCUGGGUUGUUUUUUGUGGAAAUUCAAAUUAUUAAAAUGGAAAGGUGUCCUCACUAAUUUUCCAAAACAAAAGAAUUAAUUUAAUACAAACUAUAGUAUAGGAUUAACCGGCGGAGACAAUAAAACUCUGAUGGUGAUGAUUUCCCUGAUCCAUUUGGGUAAUGACCUCUAUUGGGUCAGAUUUCGGUUCUGUUUAACGCCCCAAAUAAGGUGAUGAUUUACGAGGCCCCCGUUGUUUUCCGAAAUUGACCAGUAUCAGAGACUCUCCACUCUCAGAAAUAAAAACUGUGGAACUGCACCAGUCAUCGAACCCCUGAACCUUGGGAUAAUGAGACAAGUACUCUACAAGCACUACAACACUCUGACUUUCAAGCUAAGGAAAUCUAGUUGCCAAAAGAUCAAUUUCAAAGGAGCAGAAUUGAUGUCAAAGCGACAGUUGCUAUGUUGUUACCCAAGCCCAUUGAUUAUUCCUGCCUGAUUCUUCCAUACAUUUGAACUUUCCUGAAAUUAAGUUUUCGAAGAUUUUUUACACAUUAUUAUCUUCAGGAAAAGGUCUUUUGUGGGGGGUUUUCUUGGGGUUUUUUCUUGGUUUUUUCGGGGUUUUUUCUUUAGGGGGGGGGGUGAACGAGGUAAAAUAAAGAAAAAAUGUUUAUAGUGCUUCAAAAUUGCCAGGGUUUUCUUUUUCAAAACAAUUAUCAGUAUUUCCAUUGUAGUGCUUGGAAUAGUGUGUUAAUAUCUUACCAUCUCUGAAUGCGGCCAUCACAGCCACUAGAUUAUCAGGUUAAAACUAUUAUGUGCCUUCUAGUAUGCAAUAUGCCUACUCAAAGAGCAGCAAAUUUGUUACUAUGUUUAUGCAAUACCGCCAGACAGUCUUAACUUAAACGACUUAGACAUUUUUGAAAUUCAAAUUGACAUUUUCCUCGAUACCAAAAGAAAAACUUACAGUUCUAUUCGAUGUUUUUCUAUAACACAUCUCUGCUUAAUAAAGUCAUAAAGUUGUA
Messenger RNA from Aplysia californica (California sea hare), 4866 nucleotides. RefSeq lists its product as uncharacterized. The record is from RefSeq and is a predicted model, not a curated record. NCBI's taxonomy places the organism in Eukaryota, Metazoa, Mollusca, Gastropoda, Aplysiida, Aplysiidae.